Messenger RNA from Oryza brachyantha (malo sina), 1332 nucleotides. Its product is annotated as NADPH-dependent aldehyde reductase-like protein, chloroplastic. Gene Ontology annotation, molecular function: oxidoreductase activity. The transcript has a single exon. Bases 97 to 924 code for a protein of 275 amino acids. NCBI's taxonomy places the organism in Eukaryota, Viridiplantae, Streptophyta, Magnoliopsida, Poales, Poaceae. The record is from RefSeq and is a predicted model, not a curated record.
AGCUGAGCUGAGCUGAGCGAUGUGUGAGCUGAGCUGAGCUGAGUUUCCUCCUGGCCUCUCUACCUAGUCAGUGAACGCCACGCACUGGCCGUGCCCAUGGCUGAGCCGAAGACCAACGGCGUGGCCGACGUGGUGGCGCCGAUGAUGCUGCACGGCCGCGUGGCCAUUGUCACCGGCGGCGCCGGCGGCAUCGGGUCGGCCGUGUCGAAGCACCUCACGUCACUCGGCGCGCGGGUCGCGGUCGCCUACGUCGGCGACCCCGCGCCGGCGAAGGCGCUCGUGAGCGGAAUCAACAACUCCGUGCACGCGGCGGCGGCGGCGGACGGCGGCGGGCCGAGGGCCAUCGCGGUGGAGGCGGACGUGUCGGACGCGGCGCAGGUGAGGGCGCUGUUCGACGCGGCCGCGGCGGCGUUCGGCGGGGAGCUCCACAUCCUGGUGACGGCGGCGGCCGUGCUGGACUUCUCGUACCCGGCGCUGGCGGAGACGAGCGAGGCGUCGUUCGACGCCAUGUUCGGCGCCAACGCGCGGGGCACCUUCCUGUGCUGCCGCGAGGCGGUGAACCGGCUGGCGCGCGGCGGCCGCGGCCGCAUCGUGACGUUCUCGUCGUCGGGCGUCGGGUCGCUCCGGCCGGGCUACGCGGCGUACGCGGCGAGCAAGGCGGCGGUGGAGGUGAUGACCAAGAUCCUGGCGCGCGAGCUGCGGGGCACGGGCAUCACGGCCAACGUGGUGGCGCCGGGCUCCACGGCCACGCCCAUGUUCUACACCGGCAAGACGGAGGAGGAGGCGGCGCGCUACAUCGCCGAGGCCCCGCUCGGCCGCCUCGGCAUGCCCGAGGACAUCGCGCCGCUCGUCGGCUUCCUCGCCAGCGACGCCGGCGGCUGGGUUAACGCCCAGGUCGUCCGCUGCAACGGCGGCACCAUCUAGCUACCUACACCCCCCGCCGCCGCCGCCGCCGACGACGACGACGACGAUGCAUGCAUGGCCCGAACAUAUAAUUAAACUAUUAAUUGUCUGCGCGCGCGUACGUAUUCAAUUAUUGCAUCGAAUAAUUGCGCUCCAGUUACAAACUGUUGGUCCACUGUUUGUGGUGUGAUGCUAUUCACGAUUCCUUUUUUUUUGGAAUUGUUUUUUUACCCUCUUUUGGGAACUGAGAUGUUGAGGAAUUUCUUCUCGUGUUUGAACGAAUUUAUACGAAAAUUGCCACUGCAGUUUAAGUAUGAACAAACAUAGAGAUAAGAGAAGAGAGUUUAUCAAACGUCUCUUGUCUCGUCAACAAGUGACUUCUUUCUUUUAUUUUCGAGAGCUAGAAAAAUUACAAGCGCGGUUUAUAUG